Molecule: messenger RNA, 1906 nt
Organism: Phycomyces blakesleeanus NRRL 1555(-)
Lineage: Eukaryota; Fungi; Mucoromycota; Mucoromycetes; Mucorales; Phycomycetaceae
Exons: 5
Coding region: 25-1620 (531 amino acids)
Biological process (GO): maturation of LSU-rRNA from tricistronic rRNA transcript (SSU-rRNA, 5.8S rRNA, LSU-rRNA)
Cellular component (GO): nucleolus
Molecular function (GO): RNA helicase activity; ATP binding; nucleic acid binding
Source: RefSeq, a predicted model, not a curated record
GAUUGCUCGACUUUACAACUCAUCAUGGCCAAUACCGCAAUCGAGACCAAGAAGAGAAAGCGCUCUCACCAAGCCAACAAGGCCGGAAAGAAGCAGGCCAAGAUUGUUGAGGAACCUGUAAAGGAGCCUACUCCCGAAAUCGAAGAAAACGAAGUUGAAGAAGAAGAAGAAAAAGCAGAAGAACAGAAGGAAGAGGAAACAAAGGAAGAUGUCGAUCCUUUGGCUGAAAUUGCCGAGGAAGUUGAUGAGAGUGCUCCCCUUAACCUUGACUUCGGAUCGGUUGAAUUGUGCGAAAAGACUAAGAAUGCGAUCAACGACAUGGGAUUCACCUCCAUGACCGAAGUUCAGGCCCGUACUAUUCCUCCUCUCAUGGCUGGCCGUGAUGUUCUCGGUGCUGCCAAGACUGGUUCCGGAAAAACUCUCGCCUUUUUGAUUCCUGCCAUCGAAAUGCUUUACCGCCUCAAGUUCAAGCCUAGAAAUGGUACCGGUGUUAUUAUCGUCUCUCCUACUCGUGAAUUGGCUCUUCAGAUCUUUGGUGUAGCCAAGGAGUUGCUCAAGUACCAUCAGCACACCUAUGGUAUUGUUAUUGGUGGCGCCAACAGAAAGGCCGAGGCUGACAAAUUGGUUAAGGGUGUCAAUCUUAUUGUUGCCACUCCCGGAAGACUUCUCGAUCACUUGCAGAACACCCGUGGUUUUGUUUACAAGAAUUUGAAGGCAUUGGUUAUCGAUGAGGCCGAUCGUAUUUUGGAAAUCGGUUUCGAAGAGGAAAUGGCUCAGAUUAUCCGUAUUCUCCCCAAGGAGCGCCAGACAAUGUUGUUCUCUGCCACACAGACCACCAAGGUUGCUGAUCUUGCACGUAUCUCGCUCAAGAAGGGCCCCUUGUACAUCAACGUUGACGAGAAGAAGGAUACUUCUACUGCCGAUGGACUUGAGCAGGGUUAUGUUGUCUGUGAAUCCGACAAGCGUUUCUUGUUGCUCUUUACCUUUUUGAGAAAGAACUUGAAGAAAAAGGUUAUCGUGUUUUUCUCCAGCUGUAACUCUGUCAAAUACCAUGCUGCAUUGAUGAACUACAUUGAUGUACCUGUUCUUGAACUUCAUGGUCGUCAAAAGCAACAAAAGCGCACAACAACCUUCUUUGAAUUCUGUAAUGCAGAAAAGGGCAUUUUGCUCUGCACAGACGUGGCUGCACGUGGCCUUGAUAUCCCAGCUGUGGACUGGAUUGUCCAGUUUGAUCCCCCGGAUGAUCCUCGCGAUUACAUUCACCGUGUGGGCCGUACAGCGCGUGCUGGUGGACAGGGCAAGAGUCUUUUAUUCUUGCUCCCAAGUGAAUUGGGUUUCCUGAGAUACCUUAAGCACGCCAAGGUACCUCUGAACGAGUACCAAUUUCCUUCCAACAAGAUUGCCAAUGUCCAGAGCCAGCUCGAGAAAUUGGUCGAAAAGAACUUUUACCUCAACCAGUCUGCUCGUGAUGGUUUCCGCUCUUACCUCCAGGCCUAUGCCUCAUUUAGCCACAAGAAGAUUUUUAACGUCAACAACUUGGAUCUUGCAAAGGUGUCAAAAUCAUUUGGUUUCAGCGUACCUCCCAAAGUAAACCUUGCCAUCGUCAGCUCUAAACAAUAAGAAGAAAGAAGAAGAAAAAGGACAAUCAACUUUUUAUUUUUCCUUCCAUCAUAACCAAAAAUAAUAAUAAUAAUUUUAAAGCCUUUUUUGGAAUUUCUUUUAGACCUUCACUUAUCUUCAUUCAUCAAUCAAUCAAUCAAUCAAUCAAUCAACCAACCAACCAAUAAAUACACAAACAUCUAUAUACACGUACACAUGCAAUUAUAACAAGACAAUCUAUACUUGGAUUUCUCCUAUAAUUUUUUGAUCUUUUAAAUUAAAAGAAGCAUUUUAACAAUAGUAUCUU